AUGUCAAAUCAUUUGGAUAAGCCUGUACACAAAGUGUUGGAAGGCUAUGAUCUUUUAGAGGUCAAUGCCAUUCAAAAUCGAAACACAUUAAACAUGUCAGCUGGCAUGCUCUGGCGUAUGAAUCUAUGUGCCGUCAGUGAUGAGAUACCAUGUACAUUUUUCGUUGCCAUGAACUACAGAAUCCACGUCUAUACACUCGACACAAUCAAUUCGCCCUUCAAGGACCCUGUCAAGACAUUGACCAGCGACAGUGCAGCAAGAACAGGCGGUGGAACAGAAUCGCCAUUUAUCAUCAAUGCAAUCAAAGUCGGAAGGAUGCUGGAAAAGGAGGUUCUUGUCUCCGUUUCCGAAAUGGGAGAGAUAUGUAUAUGGAAAACCGAGAAUUUGGAUGAACCACCACUUAUACUCAAUAAUAAUGGCAUUGCAACUUGGGGGAUCGCUAUUCAUGGAGAUCAGGGACUACUGGCUGUAUCUGCCAACAACUUCAAGAUUGCUGUAUUCAACAUUGCUGAGAUGACAGCCAGAUUCGGCAAGAGAUUCAGCAAAGAACCCAACUACCUGGGCACAACUGAAAAAAUCGAGCUAGAGGGCCAUGAACACAACAUUCCCAACAUUGAUUUCAAUGAGACAGGAAGAUACAUUGUCAGCGUAUCUGUGGACACUACAUGCAGAAUCUGGGACCUCUCGACCCGACGCAUGGUCACUCAUAAGCGAUCUUCAAGCCGACAGCUCCCUCACGAUGCUUGGUGUUGGUCAGCCAAAUUCAUCAAGCCAGGAAGCUUCAAGCAUGUGGUCUGCAACGACGAAGAAAUCAGCAAACUAUACCAGCAGCGAGUAUAUCAGGGCAGAUCCACUUGCUUGGCCAGUUUAGGCUUGUGUCAUUCAGCUACCAAUCCAGCGUUUCCUAUCAACGUAUCCAGAGUGUUUGAUUUGGAGGAAGAAGACGUUGACUUUGAGAUUUACGAAGGAGAAGGUGAAGGUGAAAUAGACGAUGAUACGUGGGACAAUCGUUUGGUGGAAGAGGAGGACAAUUACAUGGAAGAAGUAUAUGAAAGACAGCGCAUGCAAGAUGAGCUCGAGUAUAACUUGGGAGACCAAGAUCAGGACCCAGACGAAACAUCAGAGAUAAUACACCCUGCAUCCCAGCAAGGCAAUAAUGACAACGGGGAUGAAUAUGGGACGGAUGAGGAUGGCGAGGACUAUCAUGAUGACGACGGUGGAGGUGAACCAGCACAGUGGAUGCUCUCAUUGAUAUCUGCCGCAGUAGAACGCCCAAGAACCCAAGCAGAAUGGGCAGCUACCAUCAGAAGCUCAUCAGAUGCCAAUGCUGAUGGAUGGGGCGAUCCAUUGCCUGCUGUUGCUGGACAAGACAGCGCUUCUAUUACAGAUGAAAAUAACGGUUGGGAAACUACAACAGACUCUAAUGGGACAACACAGAUGGAAGAAGAUCUUGAACCUGAAGCAACACCCAGUGGUACCAGCAGUCCCUCUUACUGUAUACCGAAUAUCAUUAGAACCACAAGCAGCAGCAGUAUCCCGCAACUUACACAAACAGCAACAACAACAGAGACGCCCAUGCCGCCGCCCAAGGAUAAACAUUUGGGAGAGUACGUCAUGAUUACCACUGGCAAAGAUGUGAUGCUUGCAAGCACUACCUUACCACGCAUGAACAAAAUACGAGCAGAGCACGAUCUAAUCAACAAGGUAGAUAUCAGAUCAGAUCAACUUCUCAGCGUCUUGGAUCGUAUCAAUAUGGUGGAGUGGCUGCCAGAAUUGGAGUUAUUUGUUGUUGCUAGUCAAAAGGGUACUGUGGCAUUGAUGAGGUUACUGCAAGUGGAGUUUGAGAAUGGUCAUCAAGCAUGUUUGUUCAAUAAUGAACACUAUCUACCGGUCAAUGUGCUUCAAUCCACACCACUUUACGGUUUGACGGUGAAAAAAGUGGAGUCAGAGAGAUACGCUCCUGUAUCCUACCAGAUAUUCCUAUUUUACUACAGUGGAAACGUGCUGGCUUACACAGUCUCUCGUAAAGAUGACACUUCCGUAGUGAAUAGUUUAUUCUUUUAA
Mucor velutinosus is the source of this 2064-nucleotide messenger RNA. RefSeq lists its product as uncharacterized. Gene Ontology annotation, molecular function: protein binding. The coding region runs from base 1 to 2064 and encodes 687 amino acids. The transcript is spliced from 7 exons. The record is from RefSeq and is a predicted model, not a curated record. Lineage: Eukaryota; Fungi; Mucoromycota; Mucoromycetes; Mucorales; Mucoraceae.